This is a messenger RNA of Geodia barretti, 1146 nucleotides long. Lineage: Eukaryota; Metazoa; Porifera; Demospongiae; Tetractinellida; Geodiidae. The record is from the annotation of a GenBank genome assembly.
CCUUUUUAAACUUUAACUGGGGAAGUAUAAUACAUUGGCGGUGUAAGAGUGUUAGGCAGUUUCACACAAGUUUAGAACAACUCACGCUUUGACAUGGAAAAACGAGAGAGAUCGAGAGAAAAGGGAUGGGUUCCAAAGUGCUUCACAACAUACAUAAAACAACACACACUCAUGUCAGUGGAGUUUUUGAGGAAAGUAUAGGGGAAAAUCUGAGCAUGUGUAUACCUUCAAAACAUAUAUAUUAUAAUGUCAGUAUUCUUACUGUAUGUGUGUCAGUAUUCCUACUGUACGUGUGUCAGUAUUCUUACUGUAUGUGUGUCAGUAUUCUUACUGUACGUGUGUCAGUAUUCUUACUGUAUGUGUGUCAGUAUUCUUACUGUACGUGUGUCAGUAUUCUUACUGUACGUGUGUCAGUAUUCUUACUGUAUGUGUGUCAGUAUUCUUCCUCUACCAGUGUCCGGCAGCUCAACUGGUGGAUCCGUCUCGAAAGCCGUGUCGUCUGAGACUGUGGCACGACCAGCUGUUUGCCAAACCUCCACAUCAUGGCGGAGUCGUUGCAUGGCAUCAAGACUACUCCUAUUGGACCAGGACCAAGCCCAUGAUGCACGUGACUGUGCACAUAGCUCUGGAUGACCAGACAGGAGCCAGAGGAGGUCUACAGUUUGUUCCUGGAUCUCACAGGUGGCAUCGAGAGGGUAUGCCCCUGCCAAUUACCGAUGCGUCAUUUGGAGACAUUGACUCCAUCAGUUUGGCACUGACAGAGGAGGAGAGAGCAAGUUUCUCACCAGUGGCUGGUAACCUGAGAGCUGGGGAGGCAAGUUUCCACCAUCCCCUUACCAUUCAUCGGCUCUCUCGCCAACAAGUCAGUCUACUCUAUAACUAUUCGUCAUCCCAAGGCUAUUAGUAUUGUACAUGCCGAAUUUAUGGUGAAAGUGAGAAGUUCAAACAUAAUAUUAAUUGCAUGUGGAGGAAGAGAGAGCCUUUAUAAUCAAAGUCUAUGGGAAAGAUACUUUUAACAGGCUGAUCAUUCUUAUCUUUGCCUGACAAAAUGACGACAAAGUGUUUUGUAUUUUCACCAUAGUUCCUAUGUUAUUAUUAGCAAUCCGUGGUCACUUCAUAGUCUUGCUGGCCAUGCUUCUUAGGGGA